GUUGCCAGUACCGUGAUAUGUGCCUGUUGUACCAGUAUAUAGGAUGCCUUUUGAUUAUCCACUGGUGACUGGGACUGAGCACUGGAGACGUAAAAUGCGCACCGUAUUCAGAGGUUUAGAUUCGAAUGGAGACGGUUUGGUCACCAAAGAAGACUACGUGAAGAGUGCUCAACGUGCUGCACAGUAUUUGAACCUGAACGAGAAACAAGCCAGAGCUCAACUAGACCUGCGCCUAGCAAUUUCGAGAAUAGUGAACGCUAAAGAUGAUGAGGACGGGAUGGAACCAGUAGUGACAGAAGAAGAAUAUAUAAAUAGACGUAUAGAGACUUUCAACGACAGGCAUUUUCGACAGGAGAUGUAUCCUGUCAUCAUAUCAGCGGAAUUCAGCACCAUGGAUACCAAUGGCGAUGGUCUGAUUUCCCACGAAGAAUUUGCUGCAUAUUGCUGUAGUUUUAACAUUCCUACUGGAUACUCCAAGAAGAUGUUUGAUGUUCUGGACGUCAAUAACGAUGGGGUAAUCUCCAUUGAAGAGUUCGGUCAAGGUCACGUCGAUUUUUGGCUUGGUGAAGACCCAAACAGUAAAUACAAUGAGUUUAUUGGACCUUUAGUUGAUUGA
Molecule: messenger RNA, 616 nt
Organism: Lingula anatina
Lineage: Eukaryota; Metazoa; Brachiopoda; Lingulata; Lingulida; Lingulidae
Product: sarcoplasmic calcium-binding protein-like
Source: RefSeq, a predicted model, not a curated record